AUGGAGACAUUCCAACGAUUCACCGAAUUGCCUCUCGAGUUGCAACGAGAGAUAUGGCGCUUUGCUCUUCACGACAAGGCCUCAGCCGUGUGUGUCUUCCGGGCCAAUGGUGAGCUCAUGCCCAGGACCGUGGACGUCGAGAUCCCGUCGCCACUACACGUCUGCCGUGAGUCGCGCUCCGUGGCUCAGUCGUUGCUUGAGUUUCGCUCGACCAGCAACGGAGCCUAUAUGUGCCCGUACCGGGAAUUCUGUCCGGAUCGGGAUACUCUCUUUGUUCCAGAGCAGUGGGCUGCUGACUUCUGCGAUCCGGAGCUCCUCGAGACGUGGACGCAGCGGGGGCAAGUCCGGAGGCUGGCCCUGGAUGAAUUCCUGCUUGCAGAGGAGGAUUUCGUCCGAGUGUUUGCCAAUGUGCUUUCAUCAUACCUCGGAGGCCUGGAAACCCUGUCCUUGGUCUUUGCAAAUGGUGUUCAGGGAAACCGUCGACGCUUCCGGCUUGAAAAUUUCGGGCCGGACGAACGGGUAUGGGCGUCGCCUCCUGGGCGUGUUGUGAGAAAGGACAUUCUCCCGACAGAGAUUGUUAGCCAGUAUUAUAUGAUCCUCUCCCGAGAGAUCCACGCUAUAUUUCCAACUACAUACGGUAGGCCUGGAGACUUGCCUUUCAAGUUAAUCCCUCAGAAAGUCGUCAUCAACACAAUACAGGAAACCAGGUCGGCUUCAUAUGUGUGGUCGUUUGCCCGUUCAUUGUUCAAUCGCUAG
Messenger RNA from Neoarthrinium moseri, 756 nucleotides. RefSeq lists its product as uncharacterized. The coding region runs from base 1 to 756 and encodes 251 amino acids. Lineage: Eukaryota; Fungi; Ascomycota; Sordariomycetes; Amphisphaeriales; Apiosporaceae. The transcript has a single exon. The record is from RefSeq and is a predicted model, not a curated record.